Messenger RNA from Helianthus annuus (common sunflower), 1715 nucleotides. RefSeq names its product probable beta-1,4-xylosyltransferase IRX10L. Gene Ontology annotation, molecular function: 1,4-beta-D-xylan synthase activity; glucuronoxylan glucuronosyltransferase activity. Bases 288 to 1538 code for a protein of 416 amino acids. NCBI's taxonomy places the organism in Eukaryota, Viridiplantae, Streptophyta, Magnoliopsida, Asterales, Asteraceae. The record is from RefSeq and is a predicted model, not a curated record. Gene Ontology annotation, biological process: plant-type secondary cell wall biogenesis; glucuronoxylan biosynthetic process. The transcript is spliced from 4 exons.
GACAACAAAACCAAACCAACCUCAAGAUACCUCCUUCUCCUCUUCUUCUUCUUCCCUGUUUCUUUAAGCAAUUUCCAGACACCCAUCUCUCUCAUUCUCUUUUCUAUUCAUCAAAUCCCUAAUUUCUAACCAAAAAACACAUCUUCAUCACACUCCACCAACUACCUUGUCUAAUGACAUUCCAACUAUCUCUCUGCCCAUUUAAGUAAAACAUACCUUGUGGGUAUUCACUCAUUGCCCAAAAAGACUCUCCUUUUGCACUUCUUCUUCAUUGAUUCGAAGAUAUUAUGAGUAAUUCGAGUUGGGGUUUUCUUUUGCUGGUUUUUUCUGCUUUCUUUUUGAAUCUUGAUGCUUUUGAGCUUCGGAAAGGUCAAAAAACAGAGAGAAUUUCAGGUAGUGCUGGGGAUGUAUUGGAAGAUGAUCCCGUUGGAAGGUUAAAAGUAUUUGUUUACGAGCUACCGAGCAAAUACAACAAGAAAAUAUUACAAAAAGACCCUCGAUGUCUUAACCACAUGUUUGCUGCCGAAAUUUAUAUGCACAGAUUCCUUUUAUCCAGUCCCGUUAGAACCCUUAAUCCGGAGGAAGCCGAUUGGUUUUACACGCCUGUUUACACUACUUGUGAUUUAACACCGAAUGGCCUCCCGUUACCUUUUAAAUCACCAAGAAUGAUGAGAAGUGCUAUUCAACUUAUUUCUUCUAAUUGGCCUUAUUGGAAUAGGACCGAAGGGGCCGAUCACUUUUUCAUUGUACCACACGAUUUCGGUGCUUGUUUUCAUUAUCAGGAAGAAAAAGCUAUUGAAAGAGGGAUCCUUCCUCUACUCCAACGAGCUACAUUGGUUCAAACUUUUGGUCAAAAGAAUCACGUUUGUUUAAAAGACGGUUCAAUCACAGUGCCCCCGUAUGCACCUCCGCAAAAGAUGCAAUCUCAUUUGAUCCCUCCAAGUAUUCCUCGAUCCAUCUUUGUCUACUUUAGAGGCUUGUUUUAUGACGUUGGAAAUGACCCCGAAGGUGGUUAUUAUGCAAGAGGAGCAAGAGCAGCAGUGUGGGAAAACUUCAAAGACAACCCUCUAUUCGACAUCUCAACAGAACAUCCAACGACAUACUAUGAAGACAUGCAAAGAGCCGUUUUCUGCUUAUGUCCACUCGGGUGGGCCCCAUGGAGCCCGCGGCUAGUUGAAGCAGUUAUAUUCGGGUGCAUUCCAGUCAUCAUAGCGGAUGACAUCGUCUUGCCUUUCGCUGACGCAAUUCCAUGGGAAGACAUCGGAGUUUACGUUGACGAAAAAGACGUUCCGAAUUUGGACGCCAUUUUGACGUCGAUUCCAACCGAAGUCAUUUUACGAAAACAACGAUUGCUUGCUAAUCCUUCGAUGAAACAAGCUAUGUUGUUCCCGCAUCCCGCUCAACCGGGUGACGCGUUCCAUCAAAUCUUGAACGGUCUCGCCCGUAAACUACCGCACGAUAAGAGCGUUUAUUUGCGGAAAGGAGAGAAGGUUUUGAACUGGACCGCCGGCCCUUUAGCUGAUCUGAAGCCAUGGUAGCUUCUAAAAAAGUUUCGUUUUCGAGUUUAUACAAUGUUCGGUUAUAAGCAAAAUCAUGGGCCGAAAUCAUGAACUGGUGGAGGGAUUUUUGUUGGGUUUUAGUAUAUUUACAGUGUAGAUCUCAAAGCAAAUUGAUUAUUUUUGAAUCUUAUAGACUUUGCAUCUUUGUUCGUGUUA